Molecule: messenger RNA, 499 nt
Organism: Alosa sapidissima (American shad)
Lineage: Eukaryota; Metazoa; Chordata; Actinopteri; Clupeiformes; Clupeidae
Product: retinal homeobox protein Rx2-like
Exons: 5
Coding region: 1-354 (117 amino acids)
Biological process (GO): positive regulation of transcription by RNA polymerase II
Molecular function (GO): RNA polymerase II cis-regulatory region sequence-specific DNA binding; DNA-binding transcription factor activity, RNA polymerase II-specific
Source: RefSeq, a predicted model, not a curated record
AUGACAGACAGGUUGUGGGUUCGAUUCUCAGUUGCCUUGUGCACCACCUACCAGCUCCACGAACUGGAGCGUGCCUUCGAGAAGUCCCACUACCCCGAUGUGUACAGCCGUGAAGAGCUCGCCAUGAAGGUCAACCUGCCUGAAGUCCGGGUUCAGGUCUGGUUCCAGAACCGGCGUGCAAAAUGGCGGCGCCAGGAGAAGAUGGACACCAGCACGAUGAAGCUGCACGACUCGCCCAUGCUCUCCUUCAACCGGCCGCCCAUGCCCAUUACAUGUAACAGCUCCACGAACUGGAGCGUGCCUUCGAGAAGUCCCACUACCCCGAUGUGUACAGCCGUGAAGAGCUCGCCAUGAAGGUCAACCUGCCUGAAGUCCGGGUUCAGGUCUGGUUCCAGAACCGGCGUGCAAAAUGGCGGCGCCAGGAGAAGAUGGACACCAGCACGAUGAAGCUGCACGACUCGCCCAUGCUCUCCUUCAACCGGCCGCCCAUGCCCAUUAC